CAAUAACAGUUGGUGGUACUUUGUAUCCAAAACCUUCAAAGGCAAGUUGAGUCUUUAGCGCGUUUUGGCGCAUCAAGCUCUUGAGUAUAUCGGAGGUUUCAUAAGAGGAGCACAACGCGCUCCACUUUUAAUCACAUUAGGAGCCUUUAAUGUUCAAUCCUGUUUUUUUUUUUCCUUCCCUACAGUAGCGGUGCAGGAGUGGCCAAAGCCUAAAGCAGCGAUUCAGAUCAGAUUUCACCUAAACCAGCUGGGAGAGAGACCGAGAGAAAGCGAGAGAGAGGGUUUGUCAGUCUCCCUCCUCCCAAAUCCAGAAAAGCUUACCAAGGAAAAAGGAGGAGUGGGCUGGGAGAGAGACACCGAGGAAUCCAGAGGAAUUUCCGAGGAUAUUUUCUCUUCUUUCUUCCCCCCCCCUUCCCCCUCUUGAUAUUAAAAUUUUAAAAGUUGGAGUGGAGGCAGCAGGGACCGUGGUCAAGGAUGGACGAACAGCCUCGGCUGAUGCACUCCCACGGGGUAGGCAUGGCCGGACACCCCGGCCUGGCGCAGCAUAUGCAGGAUGGCACGGCAGGGACGGACGGAGAGGGAAGAAAGCAGGACAUCGGAGACAUAUUACAGCAAAUAAUGACCAUCACAGACCAAAGCUUAGACGAAGCACAGGCGAGAAAACAUGCACUCAACUGCCACAGAAUGAAACCGGCUCUCUUCAACGUCUUAUGUGAAAUAAAGGAGAAAACAGUGCUCAGUAUUCGAGGUGCCCAGGAGGAGGAGCCUCCAGAUCCCCAGCUGAUGAGACUGGACAACAUGCUGCUGGCGGAGGGCGUGGCCGGACCGGAGAAAGGUGGUGGGUCGGCCGCUGCGGCCGCCGCAGCGGCAGCCACCGGCGCCAUUGGCGCCGACAACUCAGCAGAACACUCUGACUAUCGGGCCAAGCUGUCUCAGAUCCGGCAAAUUUACCACACGGAGCUGGAGAAGUACGAGCAGGCGUGCAAUGAGUUCACCACCCAUGUGAUGAACCUGCUGAGGGAGCAGUCUCGAACACGACCCAUCUCGCCCAAAGAGAUCGAGCGCAUGGUCAGCAUCAUCCACCGCAAGUUCAGCUCCAUUCAGAUGCAGCUGAAGCAGAGCACCUGUGAAGCUGUUAUGAUCCUGCGCUCACGCUUUCUUGAUGCCAGACGAAAAAGGAGGAACUUCAACAAACAGGCGACAGAGGUCCUAAACGAGUAUUUUUACUCCCAUCUCAGUAACCCCUAUCCCAGCGAGGAGGCCAAAGAAGAGCUGGCCAAAAAAUGUGGCAUCACAGUGUCACAGGUAUCAAACUGGUUCGGGAACAAAAGGAUCCGAUACAAGAAAAACAUCAGCAAGUUCCAAGAAGAGGCCAACAUGUAUGCAGCGAGGACUGCAGUCAAUGCAACCAGCGUGUCCGCUCACGGCAGCCAGGCCAACUCCCCAUCUACUCCCAAUUCAGCAGGUUCUGCUGGCUCUUUUAACAUGUCAAACUCCGGAGACUUGUUCAUGAGUGUGCAGUCCCUCAAUGGGGACUCGUACCAAGGGGGUCAGGUUGGGGCCAACAUACAAUCCCAGGUGGAUACCCUUCGCCAUGUUAUCAGCCAGACCGGAGGAUACAGUGACAGCCUCGCAGCCAGCCAGAUGUACAGUCCACAGGGCAUCAACACAAACGGUGGCUGGCAAGAUGCUCCGACUCCUUCGUCAGUGACAUCGCCCACAGAAGGACCCGGAAGCGUUCAUUCAGAUACUUCCAACUGAAUAUAUCCAUCUCUACACUCCAUCCACAAAAAAACAAAAAAUGUAAAAAACAUGAACUGACGUUGCUAUUCGCAGUAUUGAAAAAAAAGAAGAAGAAAAAAGGAAUUCACUGCCCCACCGUACGGCGAGGUACCAUGAAAUCCUAACCAGAAAAAUUAAAUAAUAUUUCCUCUGCUUAUAACGAUGGACUUUUGGGAUACAAACAAAAAGUUUCACAAUAAAAAAUAUUUCAAAAAAUUAAACGAUAUUGCAAUCAAUGGAGAUGUUUGUACAGAUUUCACAUUAUAAUCAGAGGGCUGGGGUUCCUUAUUCACUCGUAAUGUUUUCGCUCAUUAUGACGAUAAGAUAAAGCAAAGAAAUAAAAUCAUUGGUUUUAACUGAAAAUACUUCAUUCUACCUCUCAGCCACUUAAAAAAAAAAAAAAAAGUAGAAAAAUGUCAGUGACCAUUAUUUGUUUUGUAAAAAUGAAACUUUUGUCUUUGCGAGCAAGAGGCACAUCUUCUUACUUACAUUUUGUUGUCUCUCACCUAUUCUAUGGUACGCCAUUUAGACUUAAAUAUUGCUCAGUUGUUUACAAUGUGUGCUUGACAAAAAGUAUGUUCAUCUUCCCCUCGCUGUCUCCGACGAGUCAAAACCAAGUUCUGUCAGGAGAUUUUUACCUCUAAGGUAACCCUGUGAAGUAUGUUAUCUGUAAAACAAUAAAUAAAUACCUGUCAUCAAA
Molecule: messenger RNA, 2482 nt
Organism: Pelmatolapia mariae (spotted tilapia)
Lineage: Eukaryota; Metazoa; Chordata; Actinopteri; Cichliformes; Cichlidae
Gene: pbx1a
Product: pre-B-cell leukemia homeobox 1a
Exons: 9
Coding region: 475-1761 (428 amino acids)
Biological process (GO): eye development; neuron development; brain development
Cellular component (GO): nucleus
Molecular function (GO): RNA polymerase II cis-regulatory region sequence-specific DNA binding; DNA-binding transcription factor activity, RNA polymerase II-specific
Source: RefSeq, a predicted model, not a curated record